This is a messenger RNA of Galendromus occidentalis (western predatory mite), 934 nucleotides long. RefSeq names its product BAG family molecular chaperone regulator 2. Gene Ontology annotation, biological process: protein stabilization. Gene Ontology annotation, molecular function: protein-folding chaperone binding; adenyl-nucleotide exchange factor activity. The record is from RefSeq and is a predicted model, not a curated record. The coding region runs from base 173 to 715 and encodes 180 amino acids. The transcript has 3 exons. Lineage: Eukaryota; Metazoa; Arthropoda; Arachnida; Mesostigmata; Phytoseiidae.
AUUUCAGUUUUCUGCAUGCCAACAAUGGCAAUUUAGUUUGCAUUUGAGAGUCGAGAACCAAAACCGUGCAGUGAAUCUCCACUAGAAUCCUCGGAAAAGGAGCGGCCUCCCAGUGACUUCGGACGCUGGAACUUGUGUGCUCUUCCUGCGUUACGUACCGAGGAGAGGCAAGAUGUCGAGCAGACUUCUAUCCUGUCUUGACGCAAUCGAAAAGCGGGUAGAAAUCUUCCGGCAGGCUGUUCAAUCUUUAGAGAUCGAGAAAGAUUCUCUCGUCGAGAUUCUUCGACGCUUCGGUGACUCCUCAGAAUUGCAAUCGCUCCCAGAAGCGGAACAGGAGGAACUGAUGCUGAUUCGAACAAGACUGCUCAGUCGGGUCACUACUGUGGACGUCACGGUCCUGACGCCGCGCACCGAACAGCAAACCUCUGCACUCGUCGCGGUGACCGAGAUUCUAGACAAACUUCUUACCCGAUUCCAGAAAGAGGAAUGUAAACAUGAAUGUGAGCGGUACCUCAAUUCCUGUUUGAGCGAUCCCACCGGUCCUAUCGACGAGAAGUUCCAGAGCAAGGUCGUCGAGUGCACAGCUGACGAUCAGAAGAAAAUAAAGAAGAAGCUUCAAGCCAUGUUACGCCAGCUAGAGAUGGAGCAAGACGAGCAAAAGCAACAAGAAGAAAAUCUGCCUAAUGGGGAUGCCCAUUCCCAUAAUAAUAUAUGAUCUGAUCCAUGAAGUGACAUACCGGCGGUUAUCUGUUAACUUCAUGAAUUGUAAGGGGCUGCUAGCAGAUGGCUAGCGAGAGAAAGUCCCGGUCGUGUGGUUGAGCUUUAGUAGCACCGGCGAGUCGGCGGAGUUUCGAACAUAGGUACUUCUCAUUCCUCGUGCAUCUCUCUCUGCUUAGAUAUAUCUUCCGAGUUACGGACCGAAGGGGCACUACGA